Messenger RNA from Vitis riparia (riverbank grape), 471 nucleotides. RefSeq lists its product as uncharacterized. The record is from RefSeq and is a predicted model, not a curated record. NCBI's taxonomy places the organism in Eukaryota, Viridiplantae, Streptophyta, Magnoliopsida, Vitales, Vitaceae. The coding region runs from base 1 to 471 and encodes 156 amino acids. The transcript has a single exon.
AUGGCAUUACCAAGGUAUGUGGUGCUCAAAUCAAAAUAUAACAACAAGUACUUGCGGUACAUCCAGGAAGAUGUGCAAAUUCAUCGAUUUCUCCAAUUCUCGGGAGAGGAGGUCGUGACCCCCUACUCAAAGUUCCAAGUGGAGAGGGCAAAUAAUGGCAGGGGACUAGUGCACAUAAGAUGCUGCUACAACAACAAAUACUGGGUAAGGUGGUCCAGGAGCCAUUGGUGGAUUGUUGCCGGGGCCAACGAACCAAAUGAAGACCAAUCGUCAUGGUCAUGUACCUUGUUCGAGCCUGUGCACGUAGAUGGCGAUGCUCAAACACUCCGAUUUCGCCACGUCCAGCUCGGACACUAUGCAUGCUUAUGGAGGCUUCCACCUCCUUAUGGUUCCUGUCUGUUUGCAGGAUCAGCUUCGGCUGACAAGGACCUCUGCGAUGUCUGUACAAUCAUUGAUUGGGAAUCUACUUGA